GUCUCGAUUUCUCUGUUUAGGGACCCAUAAGUGAUAGCUCUACUAAUUUAAGUGCAAUACAUAAGCAGUUAGUUAUCGCUUAUCACAUAAACAUAUUUUCUCAGUUAGGUUGGAGACAGUCCUAGCGUUGACAUCAAGUUUUGUUAAUUAGUUGUCUUUUUGUGACAUCUCAUCCCAGUUCACAUCAAUGGCUCAUUACGGUAUUCAGGCGGCAGUUACCGCAAAAACUUUGUCCAAACGGUCUCCAAAUACCGAAAAAGCACUCAUCGAGUGGAUCUAUCAGUCCAUCGGUGAACCGUUACCUGAGGGCACAUUUGAAGAGGUGCUCCGCGACGGAGUGGCUCUUUGCAAACUAAUUAACAAAUUGAAACCCGGAUCAGUUGAUAAGAUAGCCACCAGUGGUAGUGGAUAUGUAUUGAUGGAAAACAUCAAUAAGUUUCUGAAAGCCGCUCAGGACUACGGUGUAGCCCACGACCAACUGUUCCGAACCGUCGACUUAUACGAAAAGAAAAACAUCCCCGAAGUGACCGGCGGUAUCAUAGCGUUGGCCAGAAUCGUGUCCAAUAACACCGAUUAUACCGGACCUCAACUCGAGAAAUGGGUUUUCGCUAACAAUUAAACCAAUUUUAUUAAAAUGUUUUAACUAUUAUCUGACAUCCAUUGGAAUCGUUAUACGUUUUUGGCAUCACUUUUAAGUUUUGUUUUUAAUUUAAUUUAUUUUUACUUUUUUCUGAUUU
This is a messenger RNA of Oppia nitens, 737 nucleotides long. Its product is annotated as muscle-specific protein 20-like. Gene Ontology annotation, biological process: actomyosin structure organization. Lineage: Eukaryota; Metazoa; Arthropoda; Arachnida; Sarcoptiformes; Oppiidae. The transcript has 2 exons. The coding region runs from base 188 to 619 and encodes 143 amino acids. The record is from RefSeq and is a predicted model, not a curated record. Gene Ontology annotation, molecular function: actin binding.